ACUCCAACAGAAGAAGAAGAACGGCAGAAACGCUGUAACACCUAACACGGUGAAAGGUCAGGGUUUAUAUGAAGCAAAUGUCAACCGGUCUCCAGAGCAGGUCGCUACUUUCCUUUUCAAGACAACUUGGGGGUUAAACAUUAAAACUACAUGACGGAUAAAGCUGUCGCUCGCCACUUUGGACGGUAAGAAAAGCAAGAGCUACCCGGCACGUACCGUCCUGUUCCGUCCUGACAGCUAGUCAUACUUCAUUCAAACUUGACAGCGGGGGGGGGGGAGCAGCUCAGUUUAAAGACUCUCUCCUGACAUGUCUGCCUCAAAGUGCUCACGUCUGAGCGGGACUCUGGUGAAGCAGCUCCUGGACUCGGUGGACAGCGUCCUGUUUGACUGUGAUGGGGUCAUCUGGCGUGGGGACCAGGCCGUCCCCGGAGCCUCUCAAGUCAUCAACCUGCUCAAAGAAAACGGAAAGAAGGUCUUCUUCGUCACCAACAACAGCACGAAGACGAGGAAGAUGUACGCCGACAAGAUGUCUAAGCUGGGCUUUAACGUGAAGGAGGAGGAGGUGUUCGGGACCGCGUACUGCUGCGCCACCUACCUGAAGACGGUGUGCAAGCUGGAGGGCAAAGUGUACCUGGUGGGGAGCGACGCCAUGAGGCAGGAGCUGGAGGCGGUGGGGAUCCAGCAGACCGGGGUGGGACCGGACCUCGUCUUCGGGAAGCAGCUGGACUGGGCUAAUGUGCCCCUGGAUGCAGAUGUGAAGGCGGUGGUGGUGGGCUUCGAUGAACACUUCAGCUACAUGAAGAUGAACAGGGCCCUGCAGUACCUGAGCCAGCCGGGCUGUCUGUUCGUGGGGACCAACAGGGACACCAGGCUGCCUCUGGAGGGGGGCAAGGCCGUCCCAGGUACCGGCUGCCUGCUGAAGGCCGUGGAGACAGCGGCCCAGUGCGAGGCCCAGACGGUGGGCAAACCAAACCACUUCAUGUUCGACUGCGUGGCCUCCCAGUUCGGCGUGGAGCGCGACCGCUGCCUGAUGGUGGGCGACCGCCUCGACACGGACAUCCUGCUGGGCUCCAACUGCGGCCUCAAGACCCUCCUCACUCUCACCGGGGUCAGCACUGUGGCAGACGCCGAGGCCCAUCAGAAGAGCGGCUGCGCUGAGAGGCACGGCAUGGUGCCGGACUACUACGUGGACAGCAUCGCGGAUCUCCUUCCGGCUCUGCAAGGAUGAAAACCGUCCCACACAAAGCUGAGCUCCGUUUGAUAUCAAAGGGAAAUCAUUUAUUUUUUUCUGUAAAGUCUACGAUUUAAAAAGAUCUUUAUAAACAAAGUCAUGACAUAGCAGCUAGCUGCUGUGUGGCAGGAGAGACACAGACUAUUAAACUAAAAAAAAA
This is a messenger RNA of Labrus bergylta (ballan wrasse), 1391 nucleotides long. It is a transcript of the gene pgp, whose product is annotated as phosphoglycolate phosphatase. Gene Ontology annotation, molecular function: sn-glycerol 3-phosphatase activity. The record is from RefSeq and is a predicted model, not a curated record. NCBI's taxonomy places the organism in Eukaryota, Metazoa, Chordata, Actinopteri, Labriformes, Labridae.